AUGAACUGUGAGCCGUGUCUGAAUGACACUGUUUUUGUAGAUAUGAACUGUGAGCCGUGUCUGAAUGACACUGUUUUUGUAGAUAUGAACUGUGAGCCGUGUCUGAAUGGUGGCGUCAUGUCCACCUCCACUGGGGACUGCUCUUGUAACUGUCGUAAUGGAUACUCGGGUCGACGAUGUGAACUGUGUAACAAGGACUGUACUCAACAGAGAGGGCUCACUUCGGAAGUCGGUGGUGUCUGUACGUGUGUCUGUAGAGCUGGCGAGCAACUCAUCAACAACCUCUGUCAACGAGAAGUGCGACCGUGCCCUUUGAACUGCGUCAACGGCAGACCAUCGUCCACAACAGACAACUGCAAGUGCAUGUGUAACGCUGGCUGGUCCGGACAACUCUGUGACCAAAAGGUGUGUUCUCCGGCUGACUGCAGUUACCGCGGCACGUCGCGAUUUGACAGCAAGACGAGCAAGUGUGUCUGUGACUGUAACGUCGGCUAUAGUGGUGAUCGCUGUCAAAAUGCACCAACUACUCCGACACCAACAUGUGCCGUGGACUACUGCAACUACAACGGCGCUGUGUCUGGAUCUCCACCUAACUGCAGAUGUAAUUGUUAUGGAGGCUAUUCUGGCAACCAGUGUCAAAUAGUACCAACUACUCCUAUACCAAGAUGUGCCGCCAACUACUGCAACUACCAAGGCACCGUUACUGGAUCUCCGCCGAACUGUCGAUGUAAUUGUUAUAGAGGCUUCUCUGGCAACCAGUGUCAAACAGCAAUAACUACCCCUACACCAACAUGUGCCGCCAACUACUGCAACUACCAAGGCGCCGUUACUGGAUCUCCGCCGAACUGUCGAUGUAAUUGUUAUAGAGGCUUCUCUGGCAACCAGUGUCAAACAGGUAUGUCCUUCACAGACAUCAGAAGAUGA
Messenger RNA from Gigantopelta aegis, 924 nucleotides. Its product is annotated as notch homolog 2 N-terminal-like protein C. Gene Ontology annotation, cellular component: plasma membrane; protein-containing complex. NCBI's taxonomy places the organism in Eukaryota, Metazoa, Mollusca, Gastropoda, Neomphalida, Peltospiridae. The record is from RefSeq and is a predicted model, not a curated record. The coding region runs from base 1 to 924 and encodes 307 amino acids. Gene Ontology annotation, biological process: heterophilic cell-cell adhesion; establishment or maintenance of epithelial cell apical/basal polarity. The transcript has 7 exons.